Perkinsus marinus ATCC 50983 is the source of this 65-nucleotide messenger RNA. RefSeq lists its product as hypothetical. Lineage: Eukaryota; Perkinsozoa; Perkinsida; Perkinsidae. The annotation marks the transcript as partial. The record is from RefSeq and is a predicted model, not a curated record. The transcript has a single exon.
UCUCAGGUACUUCAACGGUCCCGUCUUAUCUCCCCAUAUUGCGGUAUGUCUCCAGUCGUUACUGA